AGCCCCGCCCCGCCCCGCCCCGCCGGACGCAGGGAGGGCCGUGGCCGGGUGCACGUCGCGUGUGGUGGCGUCACUACGCAGUGCCGUAGUACGACGUGGCUUUCUCUGGCGGAGCGACCGGCAGUCAUGGAUCAGGUAAUGCAGUUUGUGGAACCCAGCCGUCAGUUUGUAAAAGACUCCAUACGACUGGUUAAAAGAUGCACUAAGCCUGACAGGAAAGAAUUCCAGAAGAUUGCAAUGGCAACAGCGAUAGGCUUUGCAAUAAUGGGUUUUAUUGGAUUCUUUGUCAAAUUGAUCCACAUCCCAAUCAACAACAUUAUUGUAGGCGGCUGAAUGUUCAUCAUGAAGAAUGAGACAUUGUGACAUUUGCUGCAAAAAUUUCACAAAUGUGUAACUUGUUUGCUAUUAAACAGUUUUGAGUUUGCAAACUCA
Messenger RNA from Numida meleagris (helmeted guineafowl), 432 nucleotides. It is a transcript of the gene SEC61G, whose product is annotated as Sec61 translocon gamma subunit. Gene Ontology annotation, cellular component: membrane; Ssh1 translocon complex. Lineage: Eukaryota; Metazoa; Chordata; Aves; Galliformes; Numididae. The record is from RefSeq and is a predicted model, not a curated record. The transcript is spliced from 4 exons. Gene Ontology annotation, molecular function: transmembrane protein transporter activity. Bases 127 to 333 code for a protein of 68 amino acids. Gene Ontology annotation, biological process: protein targeting; post-translational protein targeting to membrane, translocation.